AUGCGUCAAUCAGUCUUUGCUCUUGCGGCUCUGUCUUUAUGGCAGGGUUGCACUGCUCAAGGUCCCAAAGAGACUCUAAUCCCAUAUCAUCCAGCAGAUCUGGGACUUGUGAGAAGAGAUGCACCACCUAUGAUAACUCUUCAAGAUGAAGUCAGUCUUAUCUGGGGAUCACCAAAUGGUUCAACAUUUGUCAAUGUAACCCUUAACACAGGCGAGACCGAACUUGUCAUCUCCACCGAACACUUUGCCAGCAGUCUCAUAGACGUACAAUGCACAGGUGACCUAUCUCUUACUUUCAAAGACAAUGCCACCUUCCAAGAUGCCAUUGCAGAUUGGUCUUGGGUUAAUUUCCACGAGAACCGCACAUUCUUUAUUAUUAACAACUGGGGUUCUUGCGCUGCCGCUUCAGAAUCUGGUAGACAGCCAUGGAUUGUUCACGGAGUCGAUGUUUAUGAUGAACAAAACUUCAUCGUCAACUUCAAUGCUACCCUUGCAGACUGGGAUGAUGUUAUGUCUGAAGCUGUUAUUGAAUUCGGAUCUAUGCCAUCUACUUCAACCAAGAGAGAUGACACUGUUAGCAAAUCCUUAUCUCUCAGUUUAGCCCACACUCUUCCCCAGACUUUCUUCAGCAAAACUACUAAUAAUGGACUCGACUUCUCCAUUAACUGCCCAGGUUGUGCUACCACUGGUUCCAUGAAUGUUCAAGGAAAGAUUGUUAUGAAUACCAACUUCAUUGGUCUUCCUACUAGUGUAAAGUCUGUCUCUAUCAACGCUACUCCACAAGGUGUAGGUGCCAACUUGGCUCUUGGAUUUACGGUAUCCGGUACAUUGGGUAGCGGUUGGUCAAAAGACUGGAACUUGAUCACUGUUGGUCUUCCAGGAUGGUCCAUUCCAAAGAUCAUCGAUUUGGGUCCACAAUUCAGUGUUGAUGCUGGUUUCAGUCUCAGCGGUGUUGAAGGAAAUGCUGAUAUUAGCGCUGGUAUCAACGUUGCCAUUCCAGAUUCCUCUUCUGCUGUUCUCGGUAUCAGUGGUAUUGAUUCUAGCUACAACGGUUGGAUCCCAACUGUUACUCCUCAAACUCCCAAGGUCGACGUGGAGGUUGAUGGAAACUUGGAAUUGUUCACCUCACUUGGUCUUGAUAUUGGACUUACUGUUCUCGGCAAGUAUGGUUUCGGAGGUGGACUAUUCCUCCGAAUUCCAGAUGUCAAAAUUGAUCUUGGAGCAGAAUUUAACACUCAAGGUGCAUGCUCUGGAUCAGCCGAUGUCUUUGGUGUUAAAUUAGGUGCAACUGUCGGUGUUGAUCUUGGACUUGGUGUGUACACCGAAUCUGGCGGAGACAAGAACUGGAAGGCAAACACCACCAUCUAUUCAAACAGCAACUUGAUCACUCCUAUUGAUAAAUGUUUCCCUCUGGGUCCAACUCUUCCAGCUUCUAUCAAGGGUGUAUCUAUCAAGACUGUUGGUACUGUUCCAGUUUCUUCCUCUACUAAAGCAGUUAGUACCACACAGGCGGCUAGUACUUCAUCCAAGCCAACUAGCUCAUUAUCUUCAUCCAAGGCUUCGACUACUGCUGUCAGUCUCACUGGUAAGACUUCAGCAACAGCAUCAGGCACCCCCAUUAAAGUGUCUAGAACUAGCUUAUCUUCAUCUAUCAAGGUCUCUGGUACUGGUGUCUCAGCAAGCAAAGUAACUGGUACAGGAGUCUAUGGAUAUGGCACUGAUAAGGUAUCCGGAACUGGUUUCACAUCAAGCAAAAUUAUUGGUACUGGUCUUUCAUCAUCCAUCCAUGGAUAUGCAACUGCUCAUGCUUUUUCCUCUACCGGCAAGCUCUCCGGAACUGGCGUCUAUUCAUCCAUUUAUGAAUAUGGAAGCGCCCCAGUCUUUUCCUCGACCACCAAACUUUCAGGAACAGGAGUUUCUUCAUUUAGCAAAGUCAUUGGUACAGGUGUUUCAUCUGUUUCAUACGGUACUCACCCUGACACCACGCUUUCAUCUGUUAAAGGUGCGAGCACUUCAACUCAUCUCACUGAAGGAUAUGGUGAUUUUACUACUUCGGUUGCCAAGUCUUCCGACACCGCUGUGAUUAGGAGCUCUCUGUAUAUCUCUGCUUCGGGAGUUAGCUCAGUCAAGACCGCCAUCGCUUCAUCUAGCACCUCAUCUGUUCUCGGACUUGAGACCAGCAAAUCCUCCUCUUCUUCAACUAAGGCAACCACAACAGCUGGGGGUCCAGCCUACGGAUAUGCCACCUCUUCCGCUCUUGGCCUCGAGACGACCAAAGCUUCUUCCACUGCAGCCUCAACUACCAAGGUCUCCAGCACGAUAGUAGAAAGCUCCACCUCAACAAAAGCAUCUUCAAUAGUCAUACCCACUAAAUCCGCCAUCGGUUCCAUUGCCCCAGCUCCAACUGCCACCGGUACAAUCUCCACCUGUGACAAAUGGGUCAUCAUCGAAGAUACCGCCUGCUCAUGUCAAAACAUUGAGAAAUUCUACGGUGUGAGUUCCGCUAAUCUUCUUACCUGGAACCCAGCUCUAGGAAGCGAGUGUAAAUUGACCAUUGGAGAAGCUGUCUGUAUUGGAGUCAAGGGCUCCUACAAACGCGCUGUUAGUGGUCGCCUUGCUCGAUUUAUCGAUGCUUGA
Molecule: messenger RNA, 2637 nt
Organism: Sclerotinia sclerotiorum 1980 UF-70
Lineage: Eukaryota; Fungi; Ascomycota; Leotiomycetes; Helotiales; Sclerotiniaceae
Exons: 2
Coding region: 1-2637 (878 amino acids)
Source: RefSeq, a predicted model, not a curated record